AUGGCGCUGCUUUCGGGCUUCUGCGACCUGGCGCACAUGCCGAAGACUUCCGCGGCCGCGAGGCAUCGCGCCAGGCUCGCCAGUCUUGUGAUCACUGUGCUCGUGAUGCCGGUGCAAGCGGUGCUGGAAGUUGGUGUGCACUUCUCGAGUACGGUCCGACUUCUCCAUCUUGUUCUGCUCCCCAGCGCUCUGUGCUUGGCCUGGCACUUCCGGUCCCAGUUGGAAAGCAACAUCCCCUUCAUCUGGCACGAUGCUCACGCAAGCAACUUGCUUCUGACUGCUAUGUUCUACGUGAUCGUUACAUUCCAUCUGCUUCCAUUGCUUCUACGUGGGUCUGCGGAGGAACUCGUUGACAGCUUGGCUCUGAAUGUUGCGGGGUACUUUACAGUUUACCUGCCGCUCCUGGAAAACGCAUUCGUGCCCACUUGCUUGAUCAGCGUCUACGGAGUCAUCGCAUCUGCUCUUUCUCUCAAGGCUGGUGCGCAGCUCACAACUGGAGUCUACAUGCUGUUGAGCAAGCUUUCCUUAAGCGCAGCUGUGCUGUCCUCCGAGGGGGGGCUAAUUAGUAUGAUGGGUCGGAUCCUUUUGUGGCAAUAUUCGUACGUGAAGUCUGUCGUGCCACGUGCCCGUGAUUGGGUGUAG
Messenger RNA from Symbiodinium sp. CCMP2592, 642 nucleotides. NCBI's taxonomy places the organism in Eukaryota, Dinophyceae, Suessiales, Symbiodiniaceae. The record is from the annotation of a GenBank genome assembly.